GCGGCCAUGGGCAAGGACUAUUACCGCACGCUGGGGCUGUCGCGGGGCGCCUCGGCCGCCGACAUCCGCCGCGCGUACCGGCGCCAGGCGCUGCGCUGCCACCCGGACAAGGACCGGUCACCGGGCGCCGAGCAGCGCUUCAAGGAGGUGGCCGAGGCCUACGACGUGCUCAGCGACCCCAAAAAACGGGAGAUCUUCGACAAGUACGGGGAGGAGGGGCUGAAAGGGGGAGCCCCCACGCCCGGGCCGGGGGGCUCCAACGGGCCCACCUUCACCUACACGUUCCGCGGCGACCCGCACGCCAUGUUCGCCGAGUUCUUCGACGGGCGCAACCCCUUCGACACCUUCUUCGUGCAGCGCAACGGCGACGAUGAGGACGGCGACGAAGGCUUCAACACCUUCCACGUGGGGGGCUUCGGCAGCGUCAGCUUCCCGCGGGGCCGGGCGGGCGAGGGCCGCAAGCAGGACCCGCCCGUGCUGCACGAGCUGCGCGUGUCGCUGGAGGAGAUCUACAGCGGCUGCACCAAGAAGAUGAAGAUCUCCCACAAGCGGCUGGGCCCCGACGGGAAGACGGUGAGGAACGAGGACAAGAUCCUGACCAUCGAGGUGAAGAAGGGCUGGAAGGAGGGCACCAAGAUCACCUUCCCCAAGGAGGGCGACCAGACGCCCAACAACAUCCCGGCCGACGUGGUGUUCGUGCUCAAGGACAAGCCGCACGACGUGUUCCGGCGCGACGGCUCCGACAUCGUCUACCCGGCCAGGAUCAGCCUGCGCGAGGCGCUGUGUGGCUGCACGGUGACCGUCCCCACGCUCGACGGCCGCUCCAUGCCCAUGGUGUUCCAGGACGUGCUCAAGCCGGGCGUCCGGCGCCGCGUGCCGGGCCAGGGGCUGCCGCUGCCGCGCUCGCCGGAGCUGCGCGGGGACCUCGUCAUCGAGUUCGAGGUCAAGUUCCCCGAGCGGAUCCCGCCCGCCCACAAACCCCUCCUGGAGCAGAUCCUGCCCCCGUAGGGACCCCCCAAAACCCCCCCGGGGGGUGCGGACUCGGGGGGACCCCCC
Molecule: messenger RNA, 1056 nt
Organism: Melozone crissalis (California towhee)
Lineage: Eukaryota; Metazoa; Chordata; Aves; Passeriformes; Passerellidae
Gene: DNAJB1
Product: DnaJ heat shock protein family (Hsp40) member B1
Exons: 3
Coding region: 7-1008 (333 amino acids)
Cellular component (GO): cytosol
Molecular function (GO): transcription corepressor activity; Hsp70 protein binding
Source: RefSeq, a predicted model, not a curated record